ACGACGACCACCGUAACCCCGCCAGAACAGACGGCCGCUGGAAGCAUAAAGCACAGGCUCUUGCCCGCGCCCGUCCCUAUAACGGCCACGAUCGGAUUAGUUCCUUGUAAGACGGCCCGGAUAACGGGCUCCUAUAAGCUGCGGAACUCUGCCUCCUCAUACAUCUUGGUCCGGAGCCACUUGUGGAUGUCC
Messenger RNA from Truncatella angustata, 192 nucleotides. RefSeq lists its product as uncharacterized. The record is from RefSeq and is a predicted model, not a curated record. The transcript has a single exon. Lineage: Eukaryota; Fungi; Ascomycota; Sordariomycetes; Amphisphaeriales; Sporocadaceae. The annotation marks the transcript as partial.